Homarus americanus (American lobster) is the source of this 1523-nucleotide messenger RNA. It is a transcript of the gene Rpn7, whose product is annotated as 26S proteasome non-ATPase regulatory subunit 6-like. NCBI's taxonomy places the organism in Eukaryota, Metazoa, Arthropoda, Malacostraca, Decapoda, Nephropidae. Gene Ontology annotation, molecular function: protein binding. Gene Ontology annotation, cellular component: proteasome regulatory particle. Bases 69 to 1238 code for a protein of 389 amino acids. The record is from RefSeq and is a predicted model, not a curated record. The transcript has 7 exons. Gene Ontology annotation, biological process: proteasome-mediated ubiquitin-dependent protein catabolic process.
GCUUGUUGACAAACAGGAGGCCGACAAGGCGACUAGUCAUUACAGCUGAGUGAGACAACACGAGAGAGAUGCCGUCUGAGAAUCUGGAAGAACAGGGUCUGGAGAAAAACCCAGACCUCCAUCUCUCACAGCUGAAAUUCAAACUGAUGCUGAAUGACUUUAAAAAUGAUUCCAAGAUGAAAGAAGAACUCAUGCAGGCCAUCGAAAAAGACAAUAUGGCCCCAUUUUAUGAGGAAUGCUGUCAUGAUUUGGGAUGGCAGCUGGAUAAUGCCAUGCUGGAGAGAAUGAAGAAGGUAAACGAAACAGAGUUGAACACAAUGAAUGAAGCAAUUGAGGAAGCAGAGAAGUCCAUGGGGGAGACUGAGAUUCGAGAGGCAAAUUUAAAGAAAGCUGAAUACCUCUCACGCAUUGGAGACAAGGAUGAAGCAGUGAAGGCUUUUGCUAAAACCUACGACAAGACAGUGUCCCUUGGGCAACGUUUGGAUCUUGUUUUUCAUAAUAUUCGUCUUGGCCUCUUUUAUCUCGAUCACUCACUUAUAACAAGAAAUUUGGAGAAGGCAAAGAGCCUCAUUGAAGAGGGAGGUGAUUGGGAUCGUCGCAACAGACUAAAAGUAUACGAGGGUGUUUACUCUAUGGCUGUCCGGGACUUUAAAAAGGCUGCCAACCUCUUCCUAGACACUAUCAGUACUUUUACCUCAUAUGAAUUGAUGGACUACACUAGAUUUGUGGGUUACACUGUGUUAGUAUGUAUGAUAGCCCUACCCCGUAAUGACCUACGAACCAAAGUUGUCAAGGGUUCAGAAAUUCAAGAGGUGCUUCAUUCAGCUGAGGACCUCAAAUCUUACCUCUUGUCACUGUACGAGUGUCAGUACCACACCUUUUUCCAAAAGCUCUCUUGGGUUGAAGGUGAGCUUCGUCAUGAUCGUCUGUUAGCACCACACUACAGGUACUACGUGAGGGAGAUGCGGAUUCUAGCCUAUUCACAGCUGCUCGAGUCUUACCGUUCACUUACACUUCACUACAUGGCCACAGCAUUUGGAGUUUCUAAUGAGUUCAUUGAUAGAGAGCUGUCGCGAUACAUUGCUGCUGGUCGUCUUCACUGUAAGAUAGACAAAGUUGGUGGUAUUGUUGAGACUAACAGACCGGACUCAAAGAACUGGCAGUAUCAGGCUGUUAUAAAACAGGGCGACAUUCUCUUGAACCGAGUUCAAAAGCUCUCUAGGGUCAUUAAUAUCUAGGUUCAGGAAGCCAGGUCAAACUUCAAUAUACAAACAAUAUUGUAAGGCUUUAUUUUUAUGGUAAACACAUUUUCUAUUUCAUAGCUUCAUUGUAGUUCAUAUGGAAUCUUGAUAUAUUAGUUAAUGUCUCAUUAAAAUCCGAAGGGAAGAGGGUCUACUUGUGUUUAAAAGUUAUUAUUUGUUUCUUCGUUGCAUUGCAUGUGGAAUUAUUAAAAGAAUAAUAGUUAAUUUGUAAAUGCUGUUUAAAUGAGAUAUUCAAGAAUUAAAUAAAACAUUUCUCUAAGA